Molecule: messenger RNA, 2103 nt
Organism: Physeter macrocephalus (sperm whale)
Lineage: Eukaryota; Metazoa; Chordata; Mammalia; Artiodactyla; Physeteridae
Gene: MAK16
Product: MAK16 homolog
Exons: 10
Coding region: 82-975 (297 amino acids)
Biological process (GO): maturation of LSU-rRNA; maturation of 5.8S rRNA
Cellular component (GO): preribosome, large subunit precursor; nucleolus
Source: RefSeq, a predicted model, not a curated record
GCUUCCCGGAAGUGAUUCUCCGGAAGCAGUAUCGUUGCUUCCCUGCCCUGGCCAGGCCCAGCCCGCUGAACCGCUGACAAGAUGCAGUCAGAUGAUGUUAUCUGGGAUACACUAGGAAACAAGCAAUUUUGUUCCUUCAAAAUAAGAACCAAGACUCAGAGUUUUUGCAGAAAUGAAUACAGCCUGACUGGACUGUGUAAUCGGUCGUCCUGUCCCCUGGCAAACAGUCAGUAUGCCACUAUCAAAGAAGAGAAAGGACAGUGCUACUUGUAUAUGAAGGUUAUAGAACGAGCAGCUUUCCCUAGGCGUCUUUGGGAACGGGUCCGGCUUCAUAAAAACUAUGAGAAAGCACUGGAGCAAAUAGAUGAAAAUCUAAUUUACUGGCCCCGUUUCAUUCGACACAAAUGUAAGCAGAGAUUCACCAAGAUCACCCAGUACCUAAUUCGAAUUCGAAAACUUACACUAAAGCGACAGAGGAAACUUGUUCCUUUGAGUAAGAAGGUGGAACGGAGGGAAAAAAGAAGAGAGGAAAAGGCAUUAAUAGCUGCUCAGCUGGACAACGCCAUUGAAAAGGAGUUGCUGGAGAGACUGAAACAAGAUACGUAUGGCGACAUCUACAACUUCCCCAUCCAUGCCUUCGACAAGGCCCUGGAACAGCAGGAGGUAGACAGUGGCUCUUCAGAUGCUGAGGAAAAUGAUGAAGAAGAUAAAGAAGAUGUGGGAAAAAGAGAGUUUGUGGAAGAUGAUGAAGUUGAUGAGAGUGACAUAAGUGAUUUUGAGGACAUGGAUAAACUGGAUGCCAGCGGUGAUGAAGAUCAGGAUGAUAAAUCCUCCAGUGAGGAAGAAGAAAAGGCCGUUGACACUAAACACAAAGGCAAAGCACCCUUGAAAGGACCUUUGAGGAGGAAAAAAGCAUAUGUAGAGAUAGAGUACGAAGUGGAGACAGAGCCCGAGGCCAAGGCCAAAACCAUGUGAUUUCCCUUCAGACGUUUAUAAACAGGACUGGACAUUUUGAACUUCUUCCCUUUUUUUAUCUUAAACACAUACACACUUCUGGGUUUUGCUCUUUAUCUUGUUUUUAACACAAUAUUUGUGUUUUUAAUAUUUAUGCUACUUCUGUGGGGCAAAAAAUCUGGGAGGGAGUGGAGAAAAGCCUAAAUUGUGAACAGAGUAUUUUUAUAGCAUUGUUACAUGUGCUGAAGUAACAGCUUGAGCCCAAGAAACGUAACAGAUGAGUUUGUGGGUGUAAAUAUUUCUAAAUUUUAAAUGCUACCCACCCGUUUCCUUGGUAUCCUCCCCCUCCCCCCUUUAUUUAGAAAUGUCCAGACUUCAAUUUUUUCAUGUUCUCUUUUCCCUACUUCUAUGGGAGUAAAAAGGAAAGAAGGAAAAAGAAGAUCUGAGUUACAAUGUUUAAUAUAAAUAUACCUUUUUCCUGAAAUAAUUCCAUUUAAAACAAUUGGAACAGAAAGAAAAUCUUUUCCUCUUCAGGAAAGUAAUACAAGUCUUAAGUUGCAUCGUAGGGAGCUCCUUCAGAAAUCUGCUGCACUCUUCGGAUAUAGUUCCCCACCUUAUCGUCUUCACAGCUUUGGGGGAUUUUAGCCAGGAGACCCUGAAACAUCAAACCAAACAGUCUUUGUUUUUUUUGUUUGUUUGUUUGAUACGUGUUUUCCUUUUACCUUGGUGGUUCUUUCUUGGUACCAUACUCAAGGGAAGGAUGGAUGACGCUAGGGCACAGUUCACAGAACAGGUGUAACUUUAGAAACGGAAGUGUCCUACUGGAGCACAAAGAAGCAGCUUUCUACCAGUCAGGGUGAAUCAGAUUAAAUCUAGGGCUUGAAAAGUGCCCAAGAUUAAAAAGCCAAGAUGAAAUAAUUUGAAUAAAUCAUGCUACCCCUAAAUAUUUUUAGGAUAUGAAUUUCUUUUCAUGCUGCCUUAUAACUUUCAAUUGAUUUCUAAAUGGGGUAAGAAAUGAGACAAUAAUUUAUAAAUUAUGUAUACGUGGACACACAGCUAUUAUAUGCUAUGGCUUUGAGAAGUUAACUUCUGUGGCAUAUGAGACCAAAGGAAGAAUUCCCACGUGGAUAAAUAAGCAUGUGGAAAACA